UGGCUGCUUCAAGAAUCUUGGGGCCGUUGUUGCAACGGAGCGUCGCAGACUAUUUCGAUGUGUCCAGUCAGUCCGUGGACAUUUUCUCCGGUGAGCUGCACCUUUCUGCGGUGGCACUGCGUCCCCGCGUCGUUGCACGUCGCCUACGCGUCUCUGGCCGCGCGGGGCGGGUGGUCGCCAGCUGGUCCUGGCGUAGGCUGUUGACGGAAGCCCUGCAGGUGGAGGUGAACGAUUUGAAGAUCCAGCUGGACAUUGAGGACUGCUCUUCUGCAUCGGAAAGCUCUUCCGGAACAGCUUCGGUGACUGCCCCAUCGGAAAGAAACUAUGUGGAGAGGCUGAAACGGAAAAUCAUGGAUCAGUUGGAGCUUCGCAUCACCGGUGCCCACAUUCGUCUGGAGGGCUGCCAGGGCAACCAGCUGAAAGCCACUGCAGGUCUGAUCUUCGACAGCUUCAGCAUUCACCCAGCGGUUUCGGAGGGUGGUUUGCGGCAAAGGGUGGAGAUGACGCUGAGUGCUUAUGCCUAUUAUGCAGAUCCAGAGGUUCAGCUGGCGGAUGUGCCACCUGAGGCCUUUGUGGUGUCGAAUGCCUCCCCCAGCUGCUGGGCUACACGAAUUUCCGGUCGACGCUUUGUGGAUUGGAAGGGGUUGCAGCUGCAGUUGGAAGGUCAACACAUGCAGGUGCAGUGGAGAAGGGAACAGCUCCGCUGCUGCCUGCAGUUGGCUCAGCAAGCGAAAGGUGAGCGAAUCAAAAGUGAUGACUUUGCAGAUGCGAGGGAAGAGGAUGAGUUCUUGGAGUGUGAGGAUGUGGCAGUUCAGAGCUGGUCCAGGUGGUUGAGGGACAAAUGGCGUGGCCCGCCCAACAGCGAGUUGGGGGAGGAGUUGCCUGAGGGAGUUUCGGAAAGCGACAGGGCCAUUCUGCUUGAAGAUGGAGCUGGAAAUGGACUGGCAGGGGCGGACGCAGCCAGGGAGAAACUUGAAGUUUCGUUGAUGCUUCCCAAGGUCACCUUGCUUGCCAUGGACAGUUCGUUGCAAUUUUCUGCGGGUUUCAUGCUGCAGCUGGAUAUUGUUGAGCUGGAUGAUUGGAAUUUCCAUGGCGAACUCUUAGAGUUCGGUGUCCUGGAAUUGUCAAAAUCUGCAGAUCAGCUUUCAGUGGUCAGAUUUGAGGGUGCCGAUGUGCCAGCCACCCUCACUAUCACUAGGAGGGAGGCCAAGGGAGAGCUGAAACUGUGCCUUGACCGCCUGCGGUUACAUCUUCGCCCUGCCCUGCAGCGGGGUGUCGCCUGGCUGACGACGCUGCGACCGCAAGACGUGGCGGACGUGGCGGACCCUGCGGUGCUGUGGCGGAUGGAGCUGGAGAUGCUGCAGCUAGCCGUGGUGGUAGGUGGAGAACCAUGGCAUUAUGGUCCAGUGGUGUUGGAAAGUACCGGCAUCAAGGGAUCUUGGGAGGAAGCCGUUGGAACGCUGCAGCAGGUGGUGACUUUGAAGUUAGACGCCAAGGAGGACAUUCUGCAGCCCACAGCACUCACAGCCACCUGUGGAGCAUCGCUGCCGCUGAAGUUGCGCGCGGAACCGCGCAUGGAAUGCCACUGCGACGUCGAGGACUUGGUGUCCAUGGUGCGCAGUGCCAAGUGCCUAAUCAACUACUUCUCGGCCCACCUGGAAUCGACAGAUGUUAGUGGGUGGAGAGGUGCUUUGGAAUUUGAAUGUCCAGAGCUGGAGCUGAAAGUGAGAGACCUGGAAGUGGGCUUUCAGAAAGAGGUCCGAGUCACCACCCUGAAAGCCAGCUAUGAUGGAUUCUCGGAGCUAAACAGCUGGAGUGCUUCCUGCGAGCAUUGCGACAUGCAGGUUCAGCUUUUGGAAGGUGUGGCCUCAGUGGAAGUCUCGCUUCUCCGAGCCUCCGGACAGGGCGGGACCCGAAUGGAUGGCUCCCUGCAGUCACUACGUUGCCAGGAUCCGAGCCAUGAGGAACCUGCCCUCAGCUGUGAUGCUGCUAGUGGGUCAGUGGAACUGGCUGAGAAGUGCCAUGUGACUUUGAGAUGUCCAAAGAUGGAGGUGAAUACUACUGAAAGUUUCUUGCUGCGAUGUAAGAUUGCUGUUGACUACAUCUUAGACUUUUUGGAAACGUUGGUUUUCAUCGAGCCCGUUUUGCUGGAAGAGAGGCCUUUUGGAUUUUGCGCUCAGGACACCAAGAUCGUUGACAGCUCCGAAGAUGCUGUACGCCUGGGUCUCCGUUGCGGCUGGCGCCUGUGUGGCCUGCAGCCGCCUGCGGAGGCGCUGCUACUGGAACUGCAGCAGCGGCAGGUGCCGCUGACGCUGCUGCUGAUGCCGGAGGAAGAGGUCCGCGUCUUCCACAUGACGGUUGACGCCAUCAGCUUGAGAGCCACUCAAAUCUCAUUGGAACGCGGGGGUUUGCAGGCAAAAAUUGCCGAAGCCGACCUGCACUUUGACCCCUUGCUGCUGGACUGUCAGGGAACCUGGGCUGAGUUGCUGGAACGCCUCAAAGCAAACUACACCCGAAAGAUCACCCAGGCGUUGCCAAAGCUCUUUUGCAACGUAUUCCUGGCGGGAAGGAACUUGCGCGACGCGGCCUUCUGCAGCGCCUCGUCCUCCCUGGCCAUGCUCCGUUUCGGCGGCGUGGCCACGGGGGCCGUGGCAAGCAGCGUGGCAGAGGGUGUGGCGCAGGCGUUUAAGGCCUCGGUGCAGAAGGGGCAGGAGCUACGACGAGGCUCUGAUGAGGAAGCUUCUGACGGCUACCGCUUUGGCGAUCUGACUCGUGGCUUGCUGAGCCUUGCCCGUGAGCGGGGCCAGCGCGUCAUGGGGACCUACGACGACCGCGGCGGUGGCGGCACUGGGAGCGACGUGACGGCGGUGGCGGCGGGCUCUGUGGCAGGUGCUGCCUCCUUCGCAUACGAGAGCGCGGUCGUCUCCUCCACGCUGGGUGCCACCAUCGGUGGCACCAUGCUGGCGCCUUUGGGGCCAGCAGGUGUAGGCACUGGCAUGGCAGCAGGCAGCACGGCUGCGCGCCGCGUGUCGGAGCGCAUGGGGCAAGCGACGCUGGCGCUGCGGGAGGUGAUCAGCAACACGGUGGAGGAGGGCAAGGAGUCUCGCUCCGACCCUUCGGGCGCCUAUCGCUUCGGCGACUUCACCCGCGGCGUGCUGCGCGCCGGCCGUGAGCAGCGCGAGGCGUCCGGGACGUCCGGGGCGCCCGGGGGUGCGGCCAGUUCCGGUGGCGAGGCUGAUGGCACUGCAGCGAACACGAGCUACCGGCCUGGGGAUUUUACCCGUGGACUCUGGAGCAAGCUGCGCAAAUGAAGAAAAGGGAAAGUCUUGAGGUGAUGGUGGAGGGAAAUGAUGAGUUGAGCGUAAUUAAUGAAACAGACUUGAAGGUGAUUAAGGAAAACA
This is a messenger RNA of Cladocopium goreaui, 3401 nucleotides long. Lineage: Eukaryota; Dinophyceae; Suessiales; Symbiodiniaceae. The record is from the annotation of a GenBank genome assembly.